Amphimedon queenslandica is the source of this 732-nucleotide messenger RNA. RefSeq names its product meckelin-like. NCBI's taxonomy places the organism in Eukaryota, Metazoa, Porifera, Demospongiae, Haplosclerida, Niphatidae. Gene Ontology annotation, cellular component: MKS complex; ciliary transition zone. The coding region runs from base 1 to 732 and encodes 243 amino acids. The transcript is spliced from 4 exons. The record is from RefSeq and is a predicted model, not a curated record. Gene Ontology annotation, biological process: cilium assembly.
AUGAGCUCUCAGUUGAAUAGGAUCUGGGUUUGGGAUAAUCACGUGGGUGAUGGGUCAAAAUCAAAACAUGGCGGUGAAUUUAUAACCAAAACGAACCACAGUCCAGGGAUGAUACAUACAGUCCUCGUUGUUCUAGUACUGGUAUCAUUGGGUAGCCCUCAGUCUAAUGUAUCUCCAAUAGACUUCAACACACCUCAAUCCUGUAGCCAUGAUACUCAGUACUUCUACCCUGGAAACCUCUCCUGUAUCUCUUGCCCACCCAACUCUGUCACUUCAAGCAAUGGAUUAUCCUGUAACUGUGUGACUGGAUACAGACAAACCUCUAACAUUGGACCAGUCACUUGUGAGGCCUGCCCUAAUCUCAGCUCAGUUAGAUCUGAUGAUGGUUUGUAUUGCCUCACUUGUCUGUCUCCAUUGAUAUACACUGGAGGGACUUGCACUGGCUGUGAGGAUCAGACUUCUAUAUUUGUUGACACUAUUCCCAUCAACCGUUCAUCAACUGGAGACAGAAGGUGCCAAACAUGUCCAGUUAGCACGAUUGCUGACUCUAGCAAGAAGCUCUGUAUUCCUUGUGGUAUCAGUAAUUGCUCCAACUGCCUCUCAUUCACUAAUGGAGUCUGCUUCACUCAACCACUCACUCCUCCUACUUCUACUCCCUUUCCAUUUUAUUCUAAUUUCAGUUCUUCCCUUGCUCUAUGUAACGUACGUAUUGAGUGUCUGGUUUCAUUCUAA